Messenger RNA from Glycine soja, 906 nucleotides. Its product is annotated as glutaredoxin-C9-like. The coding region runs from base 161 to 682 and encodes 173 amino acids. The transcript has a single exon. The record is from RefSeq and is a predicted model, not a curated record. NCBI's taxonomy places the organism in Eukaryota, Viridiplantae, Streptophyta, Magnoliopsida, Fabales, Fabaceae.
CACUCACCCCCCACUCUCCCCUUCCCCAUUUAUAUUCACCCCCCAUAACCAAAAUCCAACAACCUCAAACCACACAAACACACACACCUCUUCUUCCCUCUCUCUCUCUCUCUCUCAACCAAUGCAAUCAUUCAUUCACUAAAAAAAAAAUUAAAACACCAUGCAACAAGCAAUUCCUUAUAGGUCAUGGCAACCUCUCAUCACACCCACCAACGCCAACACCACUCACUUCACAAUUAGCCCACACACAUUAGUAACCUUUUCCACAGUGUCUACAACAGAAUUAUCUCUAAAAGACGAUAUUGGUUCGGAACCGAAUAACAACAUCCAUAAUAGUGAUAAUCCUUUCUUUGUUUCCUCCAAAAUGGUGCCCAACAUGGUCUUAGAGAACGCGAUUAUAGUCUUCGCUAGGCGUGGUUGUUGCAUGAGCCAUGUUGUGAAGCGAUUGCUGCUGGGUCUUGGGGUGAACCCUGCGGUGCACGAGGUGGAGGAGAGUGAUGAAGUGGGUGUUGUUAGAGAAUUGGAAGCAAUUGUGGGUGCCAAUCAUGGAGGGAAUAAGAUGCAAUUUCCAGCAGUUUUUAUUGGUGGCAAAUUGUUUGGGGGAUUGGAUAAGGUAAUGGCUACUCAUAUUUCAGGGGAAUUGGUUCCAAUUCUCAAAGAAGCAGGAGCUCUAUGGCUUUGAGUCUUUGGCUCUCUAUUUUUUUUUUCCCUUUUUCUCUAGAUUAAUUAUUUUCAUUUUCGUUCUUGGUUUUCUUAUUGUAUUAUAUAAUUAUAUACUACUCCUACUAUUUAUUUAUGUGUUAAUUUCCGGCUAUAUAUGUUGAUUUCCUUCUCCUUGGGAGGCUGUAGAGAAAGAAAGAAAAAUGAAUUAAUAUAAUAAAAAUUUAUUCUCGAUGUGUUCAGACA